This is a messenger RNA of Patiria miniata (bat star), 7123 nucleotides long. Its product is annotated as frizzled-2-like. Gene Ontology annotation, molecular function: Wnt-protein binding; Wnt receptor activity. Bases 247 to 1920 code for a protein of 557 amino acids. Gene Ontology annotation, cellular component: plasma membrane. The record is from RefSeq and is a predicted model, not a curated record. Gene Ontology annotation, biological process: canonical Wnt signaling pathway; non-canonical Wnt signaling pathway. NCBI's taxonomy places the organism in Eukaryota, Metazoa, Echinodermata, Asteroidea, Valvatida, Asterinidae. The transcript has a single exon.
CCACAAAGCAGGUACGAUAUGGUAAACAUUAUGCGCUGAGCACUCUACGCGCACAGUGUGUGCAAUUACUGUAACACAGAUGCUGUAUGGCACUAGUGUGUGGAAUUCUCACCAGAUUGUCUCACCGAUACGAAGCGGGCAUUCUUAGAUAUUCUCCGCACUAAAUUUCAUCCUCAGUCAAGCCUUGAUCGCCGCUCUCUCGAUGAUCUGGUGACAACGGUGGAUCCCAGGAAACAAGCUGACACAAUGGCGUUGAGAACCGGAGGAAUUUUGCCGGAUUUCACGGCCCACACCGUUGCGAUCGUCGUCGUUUUCCUGUGCACACUCUCUGCGGUCGAAUGUCAAAUCGGCAGCAUAUCGUACGGUCGUUGCGAGCCCAUAACCAUUCCGCUGUGCCAAGAUGUCCCUUACAACGAGACGAUCAUGCCGAACUUACUCAACCACAACAGACAGGAGGAAGCCGGCUUGGAGGUCCACCAGUUUUACCCGCUUGUCAAGGUGCAGUGCUCGGUGGAUCUGAAGUAUUUCUUGUGCUCCAUGUACGCUCCGUUCUGUGCCAGGAUCCCGGACCACCCCGCCCUGCAGCCCUGCCGAUCGCUCUGCCUCAGCGCCCGUAGCGGCUGCGAGGAACUCAUGAACAAAUUUGGCUUCUCUUGGCCGGCAAGCCUGGACUGCGACCAAUUCCCCGAAUCUGGACUGUGCUUUGAUCGCAAUCGCACAACGGAUAAGUUCACUGUUCCUCCCACAACACCACCCAAUGUGACCAAGCUUCCCGCUACCACCUCCACCAAAAAGGACAUCCCUUUCUCUUGUCCCAAGGAACUCAUGGUGAAUGCGGAUUGGGAAUACGAAUUCUUGGGUCAGAAGAAUUGCGGGGCCCCUUGCCAUAUGUACUUCAACAACACCAGCGAACAGAGAUUUGCUCGCAUUUGGAUCGGGUCCUGGGCAUUCCUGUGCGCAGUUUCAUCCCUCUUUACCGUCUUGACAUUUCUGAUUGACCGGACCCGGUUUAAGUACCCAGAGCGCCCGAUCAUCUUUCUCUCUGGAUGCUACUUCGUCAUCUCCGUUGUCUACAUCAGUGGAUUUUUCCUGGCCGACAAAGUUUCUUGCAACAAGCCGACUGCUCCUGGAAGACUCUGGACCUUGACUCAAGGAGCCAAGCGGGAAGGAUGCACCAUUCUCUUCAUGUUGCUGUACUACUUCCGAAUGGCUUCAUCGUUGUGGUGGGUCAUCCUCAGCUUGACAUGGUUCCUGGCGGCUGGAAUGAAAUGGGGGCACGAGGCCAUCGAGCGCAACUCGCAGUAUUUCCACUUCGCUGCCUGGUCCAUACCUGCCAUCAAGACCAUCAUAAUUCUUGCAGUGGGAGAAAUUGAUGGAGACCCCUUGGCAGGCGUCUGCUACACUGGAGUCUCGAACAUCAACGCCCUGCGAGGAUUUGUCCUCGCGCCCCUCUUUGUCUACCUGAUCAUCGGCUCCAUAUUUCUGCUCACGGGAUUUAUCGCUCUGUUCCGCAUCAGAACUUUCAUGAAGCAGGACGGGAACAAGACAGACAAACUUGAGAAGCUGAUGAUGCGCAUUGGGCUCUUCUCUGUGCUGUACACACUCCCCGCCUCGGUUGUGAUUGGAUGCUAUUUCUAUGAGCAGGCCAACCAUGCCCGUUGGCAAGCACAUUGGAUAAAGCAAAACUGUAACCAGUACGGCUUCUCCUGCUCUGAUCCUAUUACUAACCUACAAAUUCCUAACCUACACCUAUCCUAUCCGGACUUUCUAGUCUACAUGAUCAAAUAUCUCAUGCUCUUGGUCGUUGGGAUCACGAGCGGAGUUUGGAUUUGGUCAGGGAAGACUGUCCGGUCGUGGUCAAUAUUUUACAGCAGAAUCUGCUCGAUAUUUCAGCCAAAACAACCACCCACAAACGUAUGAUGUGACGUAUUCACUUGCAAACAAAAUAACACUGAGCACCAGUAUAAACUGUUAAAACAUUAGUGUAGUUGAUAAAGCCAAGCUUUUUGUGUCGACCAACCUGCAGACGUCUUGUUGGUGUUGAAACCGGUUUCAACGUUGACGGGUUGUCAUCGUUCUCGUUGGUGGAACUGUUCAAAUGAACUGGACUGCAUGUCGGUGUGAUAUUGUGACUGUGAGCUUGCGUGAGAAUUGUGAACAAGCCAAAGCAAGUUUUAAGUGUUGCGUAGCUUCAUGGAGAGCAAAGGUACCCACCCACCCCCAGGCCUGGACCUAACCAGGUGGGUGAAUAAUUUGUAAAUACAUGCUGUAAUUUUAAAAAAACAAAUGUGUCCAAAUAUAAUCCAUCAUGUUGUGCCGAAAUUGUACUAUUACUAAAAUGCAGGCACAGCUUUGUACUGCAUGAGUGUUGUUUUACCAUGUUUAACGAAAGCUGUUUUAUGAGAGUGUAAAUCGUUCUUUUUUUAAUCGUGAUUUUUAUCAGACAAAUGGUACCUUGCUUGAAUUUUCUUUUCACCCACUCGUCGAACUAGACGCAAUUUUGGAUAAACUAAAAAAUUACAAAUUGCAAGAUAACUUAAAUUCAGUACAUAGGUGUCAACAAGUCUAAAGUUUAAACCAAAAACUCGGUAUGUAUGGUGAAAAAAAGUAACUGAAUGUAAAAAGGUUUUAGUAAAGUAAGUCGCAAACUAGUCAUGUACUAUGUAACAUGUUCACAAAAGUGUAUCGAUGUAUCUGCACAGCACGCGAAAGCUCUCAAUCGGGCAACACUGGUUGUACUUGUAGCAUCCGUGUGAAGUAAUUGAAAUCAUCACUGAAAAUAUAAACUUGGCACCACUUCGUCAUAGUGUAGCGGCAAGGCUGAUGGAACGCAAACAAGAGUUUUUGAAACAUUGAACAAUUGGUACUGCAAGCAUCAUGACAGCUGUGUGUACGUUGUGUUGUACAUCCAUGUACAUGUACAACACCUCUUCAGUUUGUGGUGGUCCCUGAAUUGCUGAUCUCAUUCGUGAAUAUGGACCAUGGAACCAUCAUCGUGCACAAAGGUCCUUGGAGGCCCAGAGCCAAAUAGAAGGCUACACAAACUGUCUGGUAUGCCGGGCCAUGUGUGAUUAAUGGGAAGGCUUAACAAAACCAUUGUGAGGGACUUUGGAAAGGACUAACAGCCACAGAGCAUAUGUGUUUUGUUGGCAAGCCCCAGCAUACAAAUUGCAGGGCUGUGUGACGGCGGCCAUCUUGAAUGAAUCACUGAUGUAAUGUGUUGUGUAAAUCAUUGAUGGCAGGAAUAGUGUCUCUCUUUCACAAUGCCUGUCUGUAAAGAAGUAGACUAAAGUCAAAGGGGGCUUCCUUUUUUGGGGUCUAAUCAUCAUACUGUCUGUCAAGUGUACUCCAUUAUUUGGGACGCUGUUCAGCUUGCAUUUUGCUAUGGAAAUGGAAUUCUGCAUUGAUAAAAAUUCAUUACUUGUAUACUAAAGGAUCUGGAGUUCAACAUAUGACACAUGGGAUUGGGACAGGCAUUGUGGAAUUAUAUGUAAUACGGUUUAAUUUUUGCGUUUCCAAUCUGAAUACUAAAUUCUCUUUUAUUGUGUAGGCCAUUUUCCAAGGUUAAUUUUGCCUAAGAGUGUCUCACUGUCACAAAGCCUUAAAUAUUGUGCGCUUGGCACAACUUGAGUAUUUUGAAACUUUGCAGUACUUUCUAAGACCAUCAGUCAUAUUAAAAACUUUAAGCACACCCACAUUUUCAGUAUGUUUGAUUAUAGUACAUGUACACAUCAUGCAAUUCUUGGAGAAAAAAAAAUUGAAAGCCUUUUCUUGGAAAAUGGUAAACACAGUACUUAAUCAUCAGUUACUAUUUAUAAACAGUACACAAUAAAUCCAACUUUGUUGAUAUUAAUACAAGAAUAUCUAACUUAUAUCCUGUGCCGGGUUGAUAAUCAAACCAUCUCUUCCAAAAAUCCAACCAGAAAUAAUAUUGGUGUAUUUGGUUGGGAUAUGCGUGGAAUGGAAGCAAACAAAUGCCCAGUGUUUGAACGGAGAGUACUGUCCAAGCAUAGACCUCUGUGAUGCCAAGCCGCUUGGGCCAUGAUAACUGAAGUCCAAAGGUCUAUUUCCAACAUGACAUGUGCAGUUGGCUUGGGCGCUUGAGUGCAGAGCGAAUUCUCUGUCUCAAAUAACUCAAAGUGACCUCCAGUGUUUUGCCCAGCUUUGUGUCAGGCCCUGCCAAGAUAAUGAUCGGUCAAGCCAGGCGGAAAAAAUCUAGGAGACAUCGGUCUCAGUGAAAAGCGAAAAAAUGUCUCCAGGCUAAAAUCAAGUGAACUUAAAAUCCUCACGGCUUACAUGUACAUUCUCAAGAGUUGGGGAAAAAGUUGGGGGUGGGGAAUUCAACUUGAUCGGCACUUUUCAGGCUUGUGUACUAAAAAUUGUAAAUGACAUGUAAAUGAGAAUUAGGCUUGAGCAUACAUGUAUGUAGCACACAAGGUCAUUUUUAUGCGUCAUUCAUGAACAUGCUUCAGGCUGUCAUUAACUUUAAUAUUUCAUAAUUUUAUGGUUCAUGACAGACGCAGUGCUCUCCGUGGGUGAUGAUGACAUUUCUUAAACUUGUGUUUAAAUAUUUACAUGGCAGACAUUCCCGUCAGUGUGAAAUGUUGGUCUGUGCAUAUACGAACAUCCCUUCUCCUCUGAAUUGAAACUUGGGCGAAACUAGUUUGUGGUUUUCCCUGAAGAAACAUUGCUCCAAAUUGCAAGGAGAAACAGAUACUGAGUGACCUUUUUCUGGAAGGCCAUUGCCCUGCCUACCAGGGAGAGAUUCCAUAGCCCCAUUCCUGCAACUUCUCAAACUUCAAAUUCACAUCACCUGUGCCCAAAUUGACAUCAAUCUCCCCUUGCAUUUUCUGCAGAGAGAUCAAUUUCACAGGUCUCAGGGGCUAGCUCAGUAGCUGUCUCUCUGGCUUGGAAUUUUUUAAAGGGGCAGUGCAGAUGUUCUCUGAACAUGCUGUGCACAUGAAUCAUGAACGCAAAGAUCAAGGCUUUUUUAAGUGCUUCGUUUUCUGCAUCGUUUCUCAACACGAGCAGCCUAACUUUUACAAGUCUUUAAUCCAAGACGUUGUCUCUUGCAGUCUCUCUUGCAAAAUUUUUAAUUAUCGAUUCAUUGUUGACACCAAAAAUUCACUAUAACUGCAUUGUAAUCACAUUUCAAAUCUAGUACCAUGUGCAUGCGUUUAAAUCAGUACUCAAACACUGUACUUUUAAAUUACUUUGUACUGCCUGUUGUCACUUUGUAUAGCAUGACUGCUCUAAAUGCAGUACUUUUUGAGGGUUGGACUAUUUGAAAGAAAUUACCAUUUAAAGUCAUUUAAAUUUAUGCGCUGAUGUAUUUGCAAAAAUGUAGUGCUUCACUAAGUGAUUUCACAUUAAUUGUACCUGUGCUAUUAGUCGGUGUUCACAUGGAAAAUUGCACUGGCCUGAGGUUAAUUAGAUAAAAAAGUAUCUUGGUUACUUGACAGUACUAGGCAUAUGAUGAUUGUAGAUUCUAAAUUCAAAAACACUGUACUGUCAUUUAUAGCUACACGCUUCAACUCCAGUUUUUAUAUGCAUGUCAUCCAGUACUGUUAUAAAAACUAACACGGCUGCACACACAGAACUGGCUUCAAUUUGUUUCAUUUCCCAGACGGGCCGUGACCUGACCAACAAAGUCUCCAGUCAGGCGUGAUGUAAACUUGUCAUCUCUUUUCAGAGAUGGUCCUGCCCGUAAUUUUUUAGGAAACUGGUGAAGCGUUACUUUGUUUCUUUUUGCAAAACCCUGGAUGUGCUGUGUUAGAGUGUUGGGCCCUGCCAUGCAUGGUUAAUGGUGUGUGGGUUGGCAAGCCCCUCACCAGGGGAGGUUGUUUACCUUGGUGUGGCGUUAUGUAUAUGAUAGUUCCUACAUUAUCCAGCCUGUUUUCAUUUAUAAAUUAUUCUUUUGAUAAACAGUUGGUAAAUUCCAGUUCAAAUUUUAUGCCUUAACACUUUGGUGAUACAUGUAUUGUGAUUGUAGCUUCUCGUCGGGGAAAUUACUAGCUUUAAAAAAAAACUGUGAAGUAUAGAGAACAUGGAAGAGAACUGUAUAACAUUUUUACAGUACUUGUAUUAUUUUUACAAUACUUGUAUUAACACUGAACUUGUUUUUGUUGGUCAUGGAUUCUGUUUGUGUAUGACUCUAUGAGUCACAGGGGGGGGGGGGAUCUGGCAGUAUGCAUAAAUAAUGAAGCCAUCACGUCAUAGAAAAUUGUGUGCAGGGCCCACGGAGAUCACAAUUAAAACUCUAGUGUAAUUGAGAAGAGAAUAGAGAUGCAUUAGCUAUUUCAUGCCAGUGGUGUUAAAUGCCAAAUUUUCAUUGAGUUUUGAAAUUUAUAAGUAAAAAAUCUUUAUGAGUGAAGCUUUCAAUUAUUUUUUUUCCACCAGAAACAAAACUAUCUUAAAAUCACCACCCUAGAAAAACAGUCUGUAUUUAAGGCAAAGUUUUAACUUGUUUUUGUGUUAAGUGCCAUUUUGUUCGUUGAAUUUUGAAAUUCACUUGUAAAAGACCUUCAUAAGUGAAGCUUUCAAUUAUUUUUUUUCUACCAGAAACAAAAAUAUCUUAAAAUCACCACCCUUGAAAAACAGUCUGUAUUUAAAGGCAAAGUUUUAACUUGUUUUACUGUUUUACAACAAAAUUGUGUUAUUAAAAAAAGGUUUUAAACGUGUGUUUUAUUGUUGUACUGUACCAGUGCAUUUAAAAAGCUCUUUGCCAAUGAUUGUUAAAUAGUAACUGUAACUAGCUGUAAAAAAAUGUUGCAUCUGUGUAUUUAAUCAAAACAGUAUUUUACAAUAAAAGAACAUGCUCAAGACAAAAUGUGCGUUUCCUGCCUCUCUCGAGCCAUCACUUGUACACGUAGCUUCAUCUAAUUCUAAAGUCAUUCAAUUUCAAAUUUUUCACUUGCAUUUGCCCUGUUUCUCACAACAUAAUAAAUCUAUUAAAAAAAAUACACAGUCUGUUUUAUUUAAUCACUAAAUCGGUACAUCACGGAUGUCCAUUAGCUCAAAAAGAAGGCCGCACUGAUAAAAAUCAAGGACUUUUUGGUUUCAAAUUUCUAUAUCGAAAUAAAGUUGCACUGCGGUUUACAGUGUACUUUGUGUCACUAUGGCC